GGCUGCGUGUCCGUAUUGCUUCCGGGGCGCACCCCCGGCUUGAAGUCCAUCCCAAGUUGUUCUUGAACUCUCAUACAUCCUGACUUUUAUAUUACGGCGGUGCACACAAGUCCGGCCAACGUUCCCUUAGAGCAUUAGGACCUUGUUCGUCAUGCUCCCUAUUAACAGGCUCGCUCAGAGUUCUGCCUAUCCCUCCUUUUUGCAACGCGCAUCAACUUACACCAAGAAUCAUCCCUUCUGGUCGUCUCGUCUUGCCACCCGAGCUCUCGCCAUUUGUAGUAUUCUUCUGUUUGCCAUAUUUUGGUUCUCUCCUGCCACAUUUCAUGGCCGCCCAAUUGGCGAAUGGCAUCCUCCCCACGGCAUGCCUCCGCUCAUGGAUGAUGAGUUACCCGAGCCCCCGCCGCGACCUAAUCCUGGCCCACCUCCUACUUACGAAAAACUCCCUCCGCAAGUAUGGAACGAUCGUUCUCUAGCAGUGAAGGAUGCAUUCUUGUUUGCGUGGCACGGCUACGAAAAUGCCGCUUUCGGAUACGAUGAGCUCCUGCCAACUUCAAAUGGCAGCGUUCAGAAUUUUAACGGUUGGGGAGUGACGAUCUAUGAUUCCCUGAGUACCAUGCUUCUCAUGGGCCUCAAAGACUCUGAAGAGUACAAACGCGCGAUGAAGCAUGUCGCCAAGCAGACCUUCAAAGAUCAUAAUGGCAAAAUUCCUUUCUUCGAAACAAUCAUUCGUCACCUAGGCGGGUUGCUGUCCGCCUAUGGAUUGUCGGGCGACUCGGUACUGUUGGAAAAGGCCAACGAGCUCGGAGAGACCCUGCUUCCUGUGUUCGAAUCGGCUUCGGGCCUCCCUUACCAUGGCUAUGACCCAACCGGCAAUCGCACAACGUAUUCGUCAGGAACGGUACUCCUUGCGGAGGUCGCCUCAUGCCAGAUGGAGUUCAAGUACCUCGCGCAUCUUACUGGACGAAAGGAGUAUUUCUUUAAAUCAGAUAAAGUCAUCGACCUUCUGCAGGAGACGCAGACGAAGAAUGGGUUGUGGAGCACAUUUUGGGAGGUGGAGAGCGGUACUCAGCUUGGUUCCCACUACUCCGUCGGCGGUAUGGCAGACAGCGCGUACGAAUAUCUGCUGAAAGGUUACCUCCUCUCUGGCAAGUCUGAAAAGCGACUUCUGGACAUGUACCUCAAAUCCGUUGAAGGCACCAUAAACAAUAUGCUUUUCCUCUCUCCGACUCGUGAUCUCCUCUACGUCACUGCCAUGGAUGCGGGACGCCCCCACCACCAAUUCGAACACCUCGCGUGCUUUUACGCGGGCCUCCUCGCGCUCGGCGUGGAGACCCUUGGCUCGCAACUCACACAGGAACAGUCAGAUUUGCACCGCUGGGCAGCUGAAGGACUGACAACUUCGUGCUACCUCGUAUAUGCGGAGGCGGAGAGUGGUUUGGGUCCUGAGAUAGUGCAGAUGAGGUUUGGCGUGAAGAUGCGGCCCGUAAAGUGGAUAGAGGCAGUAAAGAAGUGGAAGAAGAAUGGACGCCCGGGAGGGGUUCCACCUGGUGUGAAAGGCUCAGUGAGAACUAUGGCUCCGGCACCCAGGGAUUAUUAUCUAAGAAAUAACGCUUACUAUCUUAGACCUGAGACUUUAGAGAGCAUGUACAUCAUGUGGAAGGUCACAGGGGACGAGAUAUGGAGACAUCGUGGAUGGGAGAUUUUUCAGUCUAUCAAUUUGAGGGCAAAGACGAAGGUGGGAUACGGCAGUGUGGCGGGUGUGAACAGCCGGAGACCAGCUAUCCAGGAUUCAAUGCCGAGCUAUUUCAUGGCAGAGACGCUCAAAUACCUCUAUUUAUUGUUUUCCUCGGAAAACCAUAUUCCCCUGGACAAAUGGGUCUUCAACACUGAAGCUCAUCCUUUUCCGAUCUUCCAUUGGAAGGAGUCGGAGAAGCAAGCCUACAAGAUAAAAUCACUUUGAUUACGUUUACCGCUUUGUCACCGUCUAGUCGGACGGUGUGGACAUCGUGAUCGAUUUCUUUUGGGCGAAUUCGUAAGUUUUGGUCGAACAUCAGAUGCAUUUUCAGCUUGUACCAUAUAGUUAGCAACGCAUGAUUGUUUCGAUUCAAUCUUUAGCAUCGUCGGCGAAUUACUGAUCUGUGAGUUGAUCAAGCACGACAUGUCACUCUGCGUAGGACCUGUCGGUGCUUCCGAAUCGCCAUUGUAUGGUGGGUUCCUGGAGGGUUUAAUCGCUCGCGAGCAUUAAUCUAUGGUGAAGAAAUACUGAGUCAAAAG
Cantharellus anzutake is the source of this 2274-nucleotide messenger RNA. RefSeq names its product glycoside hydrolase. Gene Ontology annotation, biological process: carbohydrate metabolic process; N-glycan processing. The transcript has 11 exons. Bases 152 to 1960 code for a protein of 602 amino acids. The record is from RefSeq and is a predicted model, not a curated record. Gene Ontology annotation, cellular component: endoplasmic reticulum; Golgi membrane. Gene Ontology annotation, molecular function: calcium ion binding; mannosyl-oligosaccharide 1,2-alpha-mannosidase activity. NCBI's taxonomy places the organism in Eukaryota, Fungi, Basidiomycota, Agaricomycetes, Cantharellales, Hydnaceae.